Messenger RNA from Thermochaetoides thermophila DSM 1495, 282 nucleotides. RefSeq lists its product as uncharacterized. Lineage: Eukaryota; Fungi; Ascomycota; Sordariomycetes; Sordariales; Chaetomiaceae. Gene Ontology annotation, cellular component: endoplasmic reticulum. Gene Ontology annotation, molecular function: oxidoreductase activity. Bases 1 to 282 code for a protein of 93 amino acids. The record is from RefSeq and is a predicted model, not a curated record. The transcript has a single exon.
AUGUUGGAGACCACCGACAUCCGCGGACCCAAGAGAGCCAUUCAGUACAAGCCGAGUGGAUAUGCCAAGCAUAUCGGCACAGGGGUCACGCCCAUGUUCCAGAUGAUCCGGUCAAUCUGCGAAGAUGAGUCGGACCCGACAAGAUUGAAUCUGCUAUAUGCCAAUAACACCAAGGCCGACAUCCUGCUCCGCGAGGAGCUCGACGGGUACAUGAAACAGUGCCCGAACAAGUUCCGCGUGCAUUACAUUUUGAUGAAGUCUCUUUUUUAUAUGAGCAAGUGA